This is a messenger RNA of Eutrema salsugineum, 2037 nucleotides long. Its product is annotated as transcription termination factor MTEF18, mitochondrial-like. The transcript has a single exon. Gene Ontology annotation, biological process: regulation of DNA-templated transcription. Bases 157 to 1869 code for a protein of 570 amino acids. Gene Ontology annotation, molecular function: double-stranded DNA binding. Lineage: Eukaryota; Viridiplantae; Streptophyta; Magnoliopsida; Brassicales; Brassicaceae. The record is from RefSeq and is a predicted model, not a curated record.
AGGAUGAUCCUUGGAGAUGGCAAAACAGUUGCUGCGAGUUACGCACCAGGGUCGAUUCAGACUAAACUCGUAAAAGAUUGAAAGGUAAAAGCUUUAUGUACAAUUGCUCAGUGUCAGCUAUAUAUAUGUGUGUCCAUUAACAUCGCGUACCUGGCUAUGAAGCUUAUGCGAAACCCUAGAUUCACGUCUCUUGUCAAAUGGGUAUCAAAUUUUUUUGUACAAAUCCCCUUUAACCACCCAAUUUCUCCUACACAAAACCCUAGAUCUUUCGCCACCCAGAGAACCGCCCAAGUCUCGAGUUUGAAGAGGACCCGGAAUGGGAUUCGGAUCACUCCCUCUAUUCGGAAAAUGGCUGAGGAAGCAAUGUUGGAUUACUUCUAUUCCACUAGGAGUUUACAGUAUAUGGUUGCAGAGAGUAUGAGCAAGAACAGUCCACUUUUUAUUGGUAACCUUUUGAAGAAGGUGAAUUUUGUUGGUGCUUCUGAUAUCAGCCAAUGCAUCACAAGGCAUCUUCGGUUUCACCCCGUCAAUGAGUUUGAGCCUUUCCUUGAGAGUUCAGGUCUCAAGCCCACUGAGUACACUCAUCUGGUUCCUUCUGAUGAGCUCUUCUUAAAUAAACUAUUGCUUGAGAACCACCAUGUUUUGUGCUAUUCUGGAGUUGACCCCAAGAGGAUUGGAAAGAUUUUCGAGGAAGCUAGGGAGGUUUUCGGGUAUGAAACCGGUGUUUUAGCUUCAAAGAUUAAGGCUUAUGAGGAUCUGGGGUUUAGCAGGUUGUUUCUGUCCAAACUUAUCGCUUGUUCCCCGAGAAUCCUGAUUGGUGCUACGAAUGUCCAACUGCCUAAAGUUAUGGAGAAGCUGAAAGCCUUGGGUUUUGACUCUGAUUGGGUAAUGAAGCACUUGUCAGAGGAGGCAUCUUAUGACUGGAGCUCUGUGUAUCGGACUUUAAGCUUUCUUAGAGAUCUCUUUGUUGAUGAGGAUGAGCUACGUGGGUUAAUCAGGGAGCAUCCAAGACUGAUUUUUGAGGAUUCAGGGGAAUGGACAUUGAUUCUUGCUGGAUUCCAAACAAAACUUGGGUCAUCUAGAAGUGAAUUCUGCUCGUUGUUUCAGAGAUUCCCUCAAGUUCAAGUAGAGAGAUGUGUUAUGAAUCUAAGGAGUUGCUUCUUGUUCCUGAAAGAGAUCGAGAUGGAGGAUGAUGAAAUCCGCAGGGUUUUCGGUUCUCACUCCUGGUGGCUUGGUUCCUGUAGGUUGAAGAAAACCAGUAGCUUGCUCAUUAAUCUGAAGGCUUAUAAAAGCCGAGUUUGUGAGGUCGUUAAAGAAAACCCAGAGGAGAUAAAGAAAUGGACAAUGGGUUCAAAAGUCGAGCCUUUACCAGAUACAGAAGGAUACAUGGAUUCGAAAGCAAUGAAGACUCAGUUUCUGUUGGACCUUGGAUACAAGGAAAACUCAGAGGAAAUGGAGAGAGCGCUCAAGAGUUUCCGUGGGAGAGGAUCUGAACUCCGAGAGAGGUUUAAUGUCCUUGUGAGUUUGGGUUUUAAUGAGAAAGAUGUCAAAGAUAUGGUGAAGGCAUCUCCUAAUAUCCUCACGCAGGCAUGCGAUGUCUUAGAAACGAAGGUUAAUUACCUUGUAAACGAAUUAGGUUAUCCUCAUUCGACGUUGGUGGCUUUCCCUUCGUGUUUAAAGUUCACUCUUCAGAGGAUGAAGCUCAGGUUUGAGAUGUUUUCUUGGCUUCGAGCCCGAGGAAAAGCCAAUCCCAAGCUUGCAGUUAGUACUCUGGUCGCAAGCUCGGACAAAGAUUUUGUGAAAUAUUUUGUAAAUCGCCAUCCAGAUGGGCUUAAGCAUUUUGAGGAUUUGAAAAAUCAGCUUCUUUGAGAUGAACAAAACUAAUUGCCUCUCUGUUUUGAUCAUCUUGUAUUGAUCCCAUUAUUAUUUAGGUACGCUCUUCUAAAGAGACUGUUUUUUUUUUUUUUUUUUUUUACUUUUUUUAGUUUUCUCAGUUUGAGACAAGAAGAACUUGACUAGCAGCUAAAUUGAGAUUUA